UGGGGACGUUUUGAACAGAUGUGAGAUGUCACGUUAUUUUAUAACGUCAGAAGUGUCAAUUAGUCAGAAAGUGCGCUCUGUUCCAGUGAUAGCGAGAGCACGGAGUAAUCGACGAGACAUUUAAUACGCGCAGCUUGCUUCGGGCAGCAACUGUCAGAGAUGUUAUCCGCGAUCGUCAAGGAACACCAGAGCAAGCAAGUGGCGAGAAAAGAGAGGCAGGAGCAAAAGCGAAAAGAUGCCGUCCAGGCUGCGAGCAACUUGACGCAAGCCCUCGUCGAUCACCUGAAUGUUGGGGUAGCUCAAGCGUACUUGAAUCAGAAGAAGCUGGAUGCGGAAGCAAAGCAACUGCAACACAGUGCGACGAAUUUCGCCAAGCAAACGCAAUUGUGGUUGAAUUUGGUGGAAUCCUUCUCGAGCUCUUUAAAAGAAAUCGGGGAUGCGGAAAAUUGGGCGCGCAGUAUAGAAGGAGACAUGAGAACGAUAGCCACUGCUUUGGAGUACUCGUAUAAAGCCACGCAAGAGAAUCAAAGUGCUGGUAAUGUUUAAGGAAAUCAGUGUGUGCAAGCGGAACAUUGUUUCCUCUUGUGAGCAUAUAAUGUGAUUAUCAUGAGCUGAUGUGAAAAUUUCUCCUAAUAAUUUCAUAAUGUGAAAAUUUAUGUUAAGAUGUAGAGUUAGCGCAAUUUAAGUUAUCAAAGGAAAAAACUUUUGUACAUAAUUUUUUAUAAAGUUAAAUAGAUAUGGACUUAAUGUCUUAUUUUAAUUUAAAAAAA
Wasmannia auropunctata (little fire ant) is the source of this 770-nucleotide messenger RNA. RefSeq names its product biogenesis of lysosome-related organelles complex 1 subunit 1 (gene Blos1). Gene Ontology annotation, biological process: endosomal transport. Gene Ontology annotation, cellular component: BLOC-1 complex. The record is from RefSeq and is a predicted model, not a curated record. The transcript is spliced from 5 exons. The coding region runs from base 160 to 546 and encodes 128 amino acids. Lineage: Eukaryota; Metazoa; Arthropoda; Insecta; Hymenoptera; Formicidae.